ACCACAUUUUUAGAAGGCAGAGAAACGAACAAUUCUGCUAGAUAUGUUUGGCAUUUAAAAAAGAAUGCUUGAUGUUUUCAAGAAUUUUAACGUUUCAUUAAUAUUGUAGUAUUUAAUUGUUAUAAAGAAUUAGAAAUUUUUCUGAAUACUAUUAGAGACUUGAAGAAUAUUCUUAUUAGGUCCACGUGUUUUCAUAGAUUUUACGUGUCAAUGUCUAUGAUGUGGUAACCUUUGUAUCAAGUAUUAGUAGCUUGGAGUAUUUUUACGCGUAGUUAUUUAUCAAUGUUUCAUUUAGAAAAUGCUUCGAAUCUUGACUGGUGCUGCGAUAGGGCAGAUUGAAAGAUGCAGAGCAGUUAGUACUUGGACUUCCUUGGCUACUGCAUUUAACUCAAAGGCUUCAGAGAAAUAUUGGCUAUCAAGAAAAGAAACUGGUCUAUUUGGCAUACCAGAGCUUGAAAAUGCAGAAGGGUUCACUGCUCUCAAAAGACGUGCAUUAUCUCACUGUGAUGCACUUAUUGCAGAAGCCACAAGUGAAGAUCGAAAAAGAAAGAUGGUGGAAAUAUUCGAUGAACUAUCGGACACAUUGUGCAAAGUAGCUGAUAUGGCAGAGUUUGUGAGAAUAGCUCAUCCUGAAAUUGAAUUUGCAAAUGCAGCAGAAGAUGCUUGUAUAGCAAUUAGUGGUGUUGUUGAAAAACUAAAUACUCACAGGGAACUUUACAAUGCUCUAACACGUGUUGUAUCCAAAGGUGAUGUACAGAGAACAACAGACAUAGAUAAUCAUGUAGCAAAAUUAUUUAUAUUUGACUUUGAACAAUGUGGCAUUCAUCUACCUGAACAACAGAGACAACAAGUUGUCGAAUUAAACGAUUACAUUCUACAAGUGGGACAAAAAUUUAUGGCAGGCGCUGUUAAUCCACGUGCUGUAAAGAGCGAAAUUUUACCAAAAAAUAUCAGAGAACAUUUUGCGGCAGAAGGCGGACAAAUAUUGGUGCAUGGUCUUUAUACGGAUUCGUCUAAUGCUCUUGCUCGAGAAGCAGCUUAUAAGAUAUUCUUAUAUCCAGAUGGACAGCAGGAACACCUACUACGAGAACUUUUAAAUUCCAGACAUGAAUUAGCGGAAAUUUGUGGAUUUCCUACGUAUGCGCACAGAGCCGUCAAAGGAAGUACAGUAGAAACUCCUGAGGUUGUGUAUGACUUCUUAAAUAUAUUGAACCAUGAAUUAAGAGAUCGUGCAGCAGUUGAUUUUGAUGUAAUGCAAGAGAUGAAAAAUGCAGAAAAUUCCUCGAAGCAGACAUUAAUGGCAUGGGAUACUGCGUAUUUUAUGGCAAAGGCCAAGAAAUCUUGGCUGAAUACAUCCACUGCAGAAUUUGCGCCAUAUUUCUCCCUAGGAACAUGUAUGGAUGGCUUGAGUACAUUGACGCAAGCAUUAUAUGGUGUGAGAUUAGAAUCAGAACCUGUAUUGCCUGGUGAGGUGUGGUCAAAGGAUGUACGAAAGUUGGCUGUAAUUGAUGAAAAUGAAGGAACGCUGGGCUAUAUUUAUUGUGACUUUUACGAAAGAGAAGGAAAGCCUAAUCAAGAUUGUCACUUUACUAUCAGAGGUGGAAGACAAUUACCAGACGGUUCUUACCAAAGUCCUAUAGUGGUGUUAAUGUUAUCAUUACCAUCGCCUAGGUGGUCAUCUCCUUGUUUAUUGAGUCCCUCAUCCGUGGAUAAUCUCUUUCAUGAAAUGGGGCACGCGUUGCAUUCAAUGCUUGGUAGAACUCAAUAUCAACAUGUAACUGGUACUAGAUGUAGUACUGAUUUUGCUGAAGUGCCAAGUGUACUUAUGGAGUACUUUGCAAGCGAUCCAAAAGUGGUAGCGACCUUUGCCAAGCAUUUUCAGACUCAAGAACGAAUCCCAGAAGUUAUGCUGCACAGAUUAUGCGCCUCUAAAAGCAUGUUUCCUGCCUCUGAAUUACAGAAUCAGGUGUUUUAUAGUAUGUUGGAUCAAGUUUAUCAUAGUAAACGUUUGGAACGUUCUAGUACAGAAAUUCUGUCAGAGCUCCAGGAGAAGUUUUAUGGUCUGCCCUAUGUGGAGAAUACAGCAUGGCAAUUGAGAUUCUCCCAUUUGGUUGGCUAUGGCGCAAAGUAUUAUUCCUAUCUCAUAUCUCGCGCCAUUGCUUCUUGGAUCUGGCAGACUUAUUUCCAAGCCGAUCCCCUCUGUCGUUCCUCCGGUGAGAAAUAUCGACGGGAAUGUCUGGCUCAUGGUGGCGGGAAACCACCCUCUAAAUUAGUAUCCGAUUUUCUUAAUAAAGAAGCUAAUGCAACAAAUUUCGCCAAAUCGUUGAUCAAUGAAAUAGACAUGAAGAAUGAUCAUGUGCAGACAAUAAAACGGAUGUUUAAUUAAUAAUCGUGGAGACUUUUACCCCUAACUACAUCUCCUAUUGAUAUUGUAACAUUUUGUAAUUAUGUAUAUUCAGCAGUACAUCCGACGUUAGUUUCAAUUCAAAACUAAUAUAUCCCUUGAUUGAAAAUUUAAGUGAUCUUUAACACAUUGUCUUCAUAGUAUAAUUCGUCACACUAUAAGUGUACACUUGUAUGUGAUGUAAAUAGGAGCUGAACAUGACAAAACUAGCAAACUAAAUUUUUUUUAGUUUU
Messenger RNA from Cephus cinctus (wheat stem sawfly), 2637 nucleotides. RefSeq names its product mitochondrial intermediate peptidase. Gene Ontology annotation, cellular component: mitochondrion. The record is from RefSeq and is a predicted model, not a curated record. NCBI's taxonomy places the organism in Eukaryota, Metazoa, Arthropoda, Insecta, Hymenoptera, Cephidae. Gene Ontology annotation, biological process: peptide metabolic process. Gene Ontology annotation, molecular function: metalloendopeptidase activity. The transcript has 11 exons. The coding region runs from base 299 to 2386 and encodes 695 amino acids.